GAUUUCCAUAAGCAAAUCCCCCACAGCUGGGAAAGUGUGAUGAAAUGGGGUGAAUGUUGUGUUCCCAGCCCAUCUGUGCCGGAUAAUUCCAGGUCAUAGAUCACUUCCCAGGUGAGAGGAAAGCAGACACUCAGCCUCCCGGGGUUCCCAGCCUUUGGAGCAGGUUUGUUUCACAGUGCUCCUUUUCAGGAGGCACAAAUAAGGUUCAAUGCAAAGGAAAUUUAGCAGCAGAGCAAUUCAGCUUUGCAGAUCUGUCUGAUUAAUGCCACACAAUGAAGUGCCAAGAACUGUAACUGGAGGGUACCAGCAGCAUUUGGUCGAUGCUCUCUCUGCUAUGGUUGGGGUCAGCUUACCCCAGAUCUUACAGUUCUCCUCGCUGCUGCGAUACGAGACUCAGGGAUGGUCUGCGCACCGAGCCACCCCUCGAGGGUUCCAGGGGCGGAGAGCAAAUGGAAACGGGCAGCAAAAGCGGCUCGGUGCGAUGCUGGGAAUGACGGCCACACGAGGGCAGAGCUGCUCGGAGCUGCGGGCGAAAGGCACCUUGGACACCCCCCCCCCAUCCCCAAGCUGUGUCCCCCUCCCCAAUGAGGGGAUGCAGGCACACCAACCCCCUCCGGCAUCCCCUCGUCCCCACCAAACGCUUUUCCUUUCCGCAGCUGGAAUAGCUCUGUCUGCCUCAUUAACUCCCGGACCUACAAAUGUCCUCGCACUGCCGGUGCGGUGCUCGCUAAUUUGUUUUCCUGCUCUUGAGCUCGUUCUUUGCCGAGGUUUGAAGGUCAGCAAAGGAGGAGAGGGGGAGACUGUGACUGUACAGACAACACAGGAGGAGCGAGGUUUGGUGGGAGAAUUAACGACUUGUGUUUUAGCUGAAAAACGUGUUUGUAAAUAGCUGAGAUACCCAAAGAAGGGUGUGAAUAGUUCUGGGUGCCCAGAGCAAAAUAAGUGGGUCCAGAGCUGGUUUAUUAUACAGUCAGGCACAACCAAAAGCCAUCCUCACAUUUAUUUCUUACGUGACAGACAUUCCAGAACACUUCUAAGUGGUACAUUGCUUUUAACACAGCCUUGCUUUUGUCCUAUAGGAUCCUAUGGAGUGUACAAAGCCACAUACAUUGAAUUAUCCAUUAGCAACUUGAAACUUGGUGCUGGGUCCAGUGUUGGUGCAGCUGGAUUGGGGGGUCUUAGGAGAACUGUAUUACCUGGGCUUGGUUUGGGGCAGUUUGGUUUUUGCUGUCAGUGCUCCUGGAUGGCAUUGGUUAAAGCACAGGGAUGCUGAUGUUCCCACAAUAAGAAACCUGCUCAUUCAAGGCAGGGAAGAGCUGCAGGUGCUCUACCUAGUCCCAUUUCUUUAGCAUGACAAGAGAACACGGAGCAUCGCCUCAGAGCACCAAGUAUCCCACACCCUGCUGUCCUCCCAUCCACCACACUUUUGACCAGAGAUAGGAUCUGCCACUGCCACCCUCUAUGGCUGCAUUUAUGUAAAGCUAAAGGGACAGCGUAGGAUGCAGCACAAGGCCAGCCUAUGCUUCUACCACCUGCUUCACCUCCCCUGUUGCCUGUUUAUGAAAGCCUGUCUUAGCAUUCGUCAUAAUAAUAAUAAUACUUUGCACUUCCCUAACAACCAUCCAUCUGCAGAGCCCGAGCUGCUGGCAAACCUUUAAUUAGAUCGUGCCUCCCACCACCCCCAGGAAGCAGGCAAACAUUAUCACAUUUUUUCAUUAGCACUGAGGCCGGUGAUGAACCUUCAGGGAGAGGAUGUUGCAGUUACAGCCAAGAAGGGAAAAAAAAAAGAAAGAAUUAAAAAUGCAAUGGAGUUCCGUUCGCUAUUUAGCUUGAGAACAUCAGGGCUGGAGCCUGGGGAGGGCUGGGUGAGGAAAGGAAGGCAGAAAGGGGAACUGAGUUACACAGAGGCUGCUGAAGGUGCUGCUGCUCUCUGGAGCUGACUGCAGGAAGGCUGGAGGCCCACACUGCAUGACAGCACGCCAGCUGCUGCCUGUUCUUCCUCUUUCCUCCUCCUUGCUAUUGCUGAUAUGGAGAUAACGUGUGUAAAAGGGCUCCUGGCUAUGGCUCGGUGGCCUUUAUGGCUGUGCAGGAGAGCAGCCUUGGGGGAGGCUGCGUGCGUUGGUUCCCCUCCUGCUAUUCCAGCCUUAGGGCUUCCCUUGGGUACUGGCUUAUGUGUGCAGCUCUUGACAUAGCUGAGCAUUGGGCACUGCUUAUCCUGCAGCCUAAAUGGGGGAUAUGGGGAUUGCAUGGGACCCUAUGAUGUGUAUCCACAUGUAUUGUGACCCAGAGAAAUACUGGGUUGCGACCGCACCGAGUGCUUUUUGUUGCCUAUAUCUGCUCCUUGGGCAGGGCUCAUUGCUUUUGCACCAGGAACUCAGUGAUUUGAAAGGAGAUGGGGCUGCUGUGGGGUCACAGCGUCUGUUUGCCUCCAGGCACUUCAUUCAUUGCUCAUCCAUGCAGCUGGUGAGGUGAGAAGGCUGGAUGUGCAGGGAUUGAUUUGCAUGUUGGUAUGGUUUGUGUCUGCAAAUGUUUAACACUGGGCAGCACUGAGUGUCAGACAAGAACAAGGAGCAAAGCCAGGCUGCUGUGUGCUGCAGAGUCUGCUUUGGGGGCAGUGGGACCAUCCUUUCCCUCUCCCCCUCUUGGCUGCUGUGAGCUGGAGAUGUAGCUCACAAGGGCUCAGCUCUAGUUUGGGAGCCCUGACCCCAAACUGCUGCCCACAGGCACCUUUCAUACUGCACAGCCCCUGUAUAACCCCAGACGUCCAAAAAAUAACAUCAUAACUGAACACACAUGGUCACCAUGGGAAGGGGAUUUGGCUGCUCUUCAUGAUUUAGUGGCAAACUGUGGGAUGCUCCUUGCUCCUGGCGGAUCCAGGUGUCCCCUAUUGUGAAACCACGGCUGAGUCAGUGCUGCAAGCCGGCCUGCGGGGAGCCCAGCUCCAAACAUCCUGUCCGAGGGCCACCUCCCCGCCUCACCUGUGCCUUUAUCUGCCCCUUCUGAGUAACAACGCGUCUGGAGAGGGAGAAGGACAGGCAGAAGCUGCAGACACCAGGAUUGAUCCCAAUGCCGACGAGUUUCCUUGGCUGUGCCCUCCGGGGCACCUUCUUCCUCAUCUUUGGUCUCUGGUGGUCGGUGCGAUACCCCCUGAAGUAUCUCAGGAGGAAAACCAAUGCUGAGAACCAGCCAAGCUAUGGGCUGCAGCGUGUGGAAGUCUUUGAAGGGGCAAUCAAAGCUUUCUUUGCCCUGGCAGGGAUCCUGGUGGAGCAGUUUGUCCCCUCUGGUCCCCACCUGAUGCUGUACAGCCCCAAGACACACAGCUGGACAGACCUCACGCAUUGGCACUACACCACCAUGUACCUCUUCUUCCUCCUCUCUGGCAUCGUGGACGUGGUCUCUCACUCACCCCUCAAACUGCCUUUGGGUUUAGAUCGGCUCUCGCUGUCCGUGGCUCUGUUCAUGGAAGGUUUGCUCUUCUGCUUCCAUGACUAUGGUGAUGCUGCACUGGACCAGCACCUCCACUCCCUCAUGGCCUUUGCUAUCUUUGCUGGAGCCCUCUGUGUCCUCCUGGAGGUGUUCAUCCGAGAUCACAUCAUCCUGGAGUGCCUCAGGACCAGCACAUUUCUUUUGCAGGGCUCCUGGCUCUGGCAGAUCGGGUUUGUGCUGUCCCCUCCUUGGGGAGGACCGGGCUGGGACCAGACUGACAGCAGCAACUUCUCAUUCCUCACCAUGUGCUUCUGCUGGCACUACGCAGGAGCUCUCUUCACCCUGGCAGCCAACGCGGCCGCAUCACGCUGCUGCAAUGAGUCCUGCCAGCUGCGAUUUGGGGACAUCGAUGUGGAGUUGGACUGCGGUCUGUGCCUGCGCAAGAAGGGCUCUGGUGGGGCACUGCUGCCUGAGGGUGGCACGGAGGAGAAGUGAGGCUGAUGUGGGUGGUGGCGGCUCCUUCCUGCUGCUCUGGGGCUCUUGAGAUGAACUUCUGAGUUCUGCUUUGUUAAACUGGAAGCAGCAGAAGCAGGAGGUGGCACCCUAAAGCUGAGCUGAUCCUGUGUGCUCUCGGCCCCCUCGGACAGCGAGGAGUUUGCCAUUUCCUCAGGACUGGUUUUGCUGGCAGGCUCUGCCUGGUGGGGCUGGUUGGGCCCACUCAGAACCCAGCAGGAGGGAUGCAAACUGCCCCCUGAAGCAGCUCCUGGUGUCUGCUGCUCGCUGUGCAUUUAGCAGGGGGGUUUUGUACAAAGCUUUGCAUGCACAGGGUGUACACAGUCCCCAGUAAAGUGCUAUAACAAACCUU
Molecule: messenger RNA, 4291 nt
Organism: Coturnix japonica (Japanese quail)
Lineage: Eukaryota; Metazoa; Chordata; Aves; Galliformes; Phasianidae
Product: transmembrane protein 45B-like
Source: RefSeq, a predicted model, not a curated record